This is a messenger RNA of Lodderomyces jiufengensis, 4332 nucleotides long. RefSeq lists its product as uncharacterized. The record is from RefSeq and is a predicted model, not a curated record. The coding region runs from base 1 to 4332 and encodes 1443 amino acids. Lineage: Eukaryota; Fungi; Ascomycota; Pichiomycetes; Serinales; Debaryomycetaceae. Gene Ontology annotation, molecular function: lipid binding. The transcript has 2 exons.
AUGACGGUUAGUCAAUCUGAAUUUCAACAAAAGAAUCAACCUGAUGAACAUGGACCAACAGGGUAUAUAAAUAAUAAAGACGAUGUUGAUACUUAUAAUAAAAAAGUACAAUCAGAUUUAAAUAAUCAACAUCCUACUUCAAAUAAUUUAGCAAAUCAACCUAAACCAUCAAAUAAUGAACCACCAAAAAUUCAGAAACAACAACAACCAAAAAAGAAAGUACAUAUAAGAGAUCAAUUAACAUUUUCAUGGGAAAAUGUUGGUGGGUGGGAUAUUCAAGAUCAACAAGAUAAGAAAAAACUAUUAAAUAAUGCAAAAUCAGUUGAAGGGUAUAUAAUUGAUCAUUUUUAUGGUGAUUGGUUUUGGAAUACUUCAUUAAUGUUGGGUACAUGUUUUUUUGCAUGGUUAUUAGCAAGAUUAGGUGGAGGUAUAUUAUCAUUAGGACUUGUAUUAUUAUUUACAAAUUCAGUAUAUCGUGGUGAAUUUAGAAGAUUUAAUCGUAAUAUAAGAGAUGAUAUGGCAAGAGUUAAAGCAAAUAAUCGUUUAGUUAAUGAAUUAGAAACUAUGGAAUGGAUGAAUUCAUUCUUGGAUAAAUUUUGGGUUAUUUAUAUGCCAGCAUUAUCAGAAACUGUUAUGUUUCAAACAAAUGAAAUUUUAAAAGAUCAAGCUCCUGGUUUUGGAAUUGAAGCAUUAUCAUUAGAUGAAUUUACUUUAGGGUCAAAAGCUCCUCGUGUUGAUUCUAUAAAAUCUUAUACUCAAAAAGGUCAUGAUAUAAUUGAAAUGGAUUGGGCUUUUUCAUUUACUCCAAAUGAUACUGAUGAUAUGACAAAAAAUGAGAUUAAAAAGAAAAUUGAUCCAAAAGUUGCUUUAGGUGUUACAGUUGGAAAAGCUUUUAUUAAAAAAUCAUUACCAAUUUUAGUUGAAGAUAUGUCAUUCACUGGUAGAAUGAAAGUUAAAUUAAGAUUAUCAUUAAAUUUCCCACAUGUUAAAAUGGUUUCUAUUCAAUUUUUGGAACCUCCAACUAUUGAUUAUGCUUUAAAACCAGUUGGUGGUGAUACUUUUGGUAUUGAUAUUAUGUCUUUUAUUCCAGGUUUAUCUAAAUUUGUUAAUGGUAUUAUACAUGCUACUUUAAGACCAAUGUUAUAUGCACCAAAUUCAUUAGAUAUAAAUGUUGAAGAAUUAUUAGAGGGUCAAUCUAAUGAUUCGAUCGGUGUUGUUGCAGUAACCGUAAAAUCAUGUAAGAAUUUGAAAACUGGUCAAACUACUAAACCUAAUAGUAUUAAUCCUUAUGUUCAAAUCAAAGUUUCAAAUAAUGGAGAUGUUGAUGAAAGAACUAAAGUGAAAAAAGAAGUUAAUGAUCCUAUAUUUUUAGAAACAAAAUAUAUUUUAAUCAAUCAAUUGGAUGGAAAUUUUCUUAAUUUUAAUGUCUUCCAUUUAUUACAAGAUAAAAUGGAUGAUCAAUUAAUUGGUAAUUGUGAGUUUCCAUUGGGUGAAUUGUUACAAGAAGAAAACUUCCCAGGAAUCACUAAAAAUAUUAUGGAAGGUGGUAAAGUAGUUGGAAAGCUUGAAUUAGAUAUCAAAUGGUUCCCAGUAUUACAACCGAUUACAUUAGAAGACGGUUCAAAGGAAGUCAUUACUGAUUCUGAAGUUGGUAUUAUGAAAUUAAUGUUACAUGAAGCAAGAGAUUUAGAUAUUUCUCGUUCAGUAAUUGGUUUAUUAAAUCCAUAUGCUGAAAUUUAUGUUAAUAACGAACUAGUCAAAAAAUGCCGUAAAUUAAAACAAACCAAUGAACCAUCUUGGGAACAAUCAUUUGAAAGUUUGAUUACACACCAAACUGCUACAUCAAUUCAAGUUUUAGUAAGGGACACUGUUGAUAAUAACAUUGUUGCUAAUUUGGAAGCUAAUUUACAAGAUAUUGUUUUUGAAAGUGGAAGAGGUCAACAAUGGCUUACUUGUCCUGCAAUUACAGAAAAUGCUCCACCACCACAAGUACGUAUUAGUGCUAGUUGGAAACCAUUAGCAGUCGACGAAGAAACUGGAUCUAAGAUUAUAAAACCAGCUCCAAUUGGUGCAAUUAGAAUCCAUUUAAGAGGUGCAAAAGGAUUGAAAAACUUGGAAUCAGUUGGUUAUGUUGAUCCAUAUGUAAGAGUUAUUGUAAAUGGUAAGUUAAGAGCUAAAACAGUAACUUUCGCUGAAACAGUAAAUCCACAAUGGAAUUCUGUUUAUUUUUUACCAGUUACCAAUCCUCAUCAACAUUAUUUAUUCCAAAUUAUGGAUGCUGAACCAGAAGGUAAAGAUAGAUCUUUGGGUACAGCAGCAAUCAAUGCAUCAGAUUUUUUGAGAAAAAACGAUACAGGUUAUUGGUUAGGUUAUGAUGGUUCACAAGAGAUCAUUGAACAACCAGUCUUGUUCGAAACUGAACCAGUUGGUACAUUAUUUUAUUCAGUUUCAUUUUUCCCAACUAUUCCAGCUUACUCAUUAUCAGAGUUACGUAAUAAAGAUGAAUAUGAAGCUGAAACGAAAUUGAAGAAAGAAAGAGAACAAAAACAAUACGAAAAAGAAGAAAAAUUAUACAAGGAGAAUCCCAAUGAAUAUGAAUGGGUUGAAACAGAAGAAGAUGCAAUGCCAGAACCUCCUAAAAUCGAGGUUAAAUUACAAGAUGCAAUCAAAUAUAGAGCUGGUGAUAUUGCUGUACAUGUAUUAGGAGGAAGAUUUGAUAAAAAUGAUGUUUAUGUUCAAACACUUUUUGAUGAACAUGCUUACCCAUCAGGUGUCUCACCAAUCGUUGAAAAUAAAAAAAUUGUUACGCCAUCAGUUGGUGAAACUUUUAUUAGAGAUUUACCAAAUUCAAAUAUGAUUUUUAGAAUCACCAAAAAAGCUGAAGUUAAUGAUCAAAAAGAUGUUAUUCUUGAAAAGACUUAUCAGACCAUAGAUAUAUAUAAACAAUCUUUCAAACAUCCAAUAAAACUUCAUCUUGGUGGUCGUAAUGUUAUCGAUGUCCAAGUAGAAUAUUUCCCAUCGAUUGCUAAAUUAGCUCCAUUGGAUACUAUAUUAGAUGUUGGUAAAGUUAAAUUGGAAAUUAUUGGUGCUAAGAAUUUGAAAUCAGUUGAUUCAAAUGGUAAAUCAGAUCCAUUAUGUGUCGUUUCAUUAGAUGGUGUUGAAGUUUAUAGAACUGAUAAGAAACGUAAGACAUUAGAUCCACUUUGGAAUGAAGCAGUUGAAUUCCCAAUGAUUUCAAGAUCAAGACAAGUUUUAUUGUUAGAAGUAUAUGAUUGGGAUUUAACUCAUGAUGAUGAAUUAUUAGGUAUUGCAAACCUUGAUCUUUCAACUAUACCUGCAUUAACAACAACUCCAUUUAAUGUUGAUCUUGAUACUCAAGGAAAACUUGAUUUAAGAGCCACUUUCUUCCCAGAAUAUGUUAGACCACCAUUAACUCCAAACGCUAUGAUACCAGUCGAUCUUGGUAUGGUUAAAGAUGCCCCUAUGAAAGCAGUUGGUAACGUUACAGAAUUGGCUUCAAGUGCAGUUGGAACUGGUCUUGGUGCAGCAUCAGAUGGACUUACUAAAACUCAUAGUUUAUUUUCAAGCUUGAAAAGUAGAAGAAAAUCAGAGAAAAAUGGUAAAAGUGGUAAACAUCAUAACGGACAUAAAGAAAAUGGUGAACAUAAUGAAAAUGGUUAUCAAGAUGAAACUUCAUCAUUUGCACCAAGUCAAACUAAUAAUAGUGAAAUGAGGAGUUCAAGAUCAACUCAACAAAAGCAACAAGAUGGUGAUAAAGAAGGUGAAGAUGAUAUUCCAGAAGAAGAAAAAGAAUUUAGAAAAACUCAAAAUAAUGAAAUUUCAGAAGUUGUUGCAGCACCAAAUAUUCGUGAAGAUCCAUUACCUCCACCUCAAAAACCAAUAAUAAAUCAAGGUCAUAAUAGAAAUGCAAGUAAUGCAACUGAAGUAAGUAGUUUUGCUGCAAGUUUGAAUGGACAAGACGCUAUACCAGGUAGAUUAACAAUUGUUGAGGCUCGUGGUUUUUCAUCAGGUAGCCCAUUAGAAGUUAAAGCUUCAUUGAAAACUACAACAAAAGAUAAAAGUUUACUUAAAACAAGAGUUGCAAAAUUUGAUAAACAUACAGAAUCAUAUAAAUGGAAUGAAAGUGUUCCAUUUAGAGCAGCAUCAACUGGUAAAAUUAUUCUCAUUGUAAAAGAACAUCAUACAUUUGGUAAAAGUGUUACAGUUGGUGAAUGUGAGCUUGAUUUAGGUCAAUAUGUUAAUGUAUCUGAAAAUAUUGUAUUACCAACUGGUAAAGGUGAUUUGGUAAUAAAUUUGAAAUACUUCACUUAG